Messenger RNA from Gavialis gangeticus (Gharial), 3224 nucleotides. It is a transcript of the gene ST6GALNAC5, whose product is annotated as ST6 N-acetylgalactosaminide alpha-2,6-sialyltransferase 5. The transcript has 5 exons. Gene Ontology annotation, molecular function: alpha-N-acetylgalactosaminide alpha-2,6-sialyltransferase activity. The record is from RefSeq and is a predicted model, not a curated record. Bases 942 to 1958 code for a protein of 338 amino acids. NCBI's taxonomy places the organism in Eukaryota, Metazoa, Chordata, Crocodylia, Gavialidae. Gene Ontology annotation, biological process: ganglioside biosynthetic process; oligosaccharide metabolic process.
GAAAUGCAUGUAAUUUAAGUGGCUUUAUUAAAGUUUUCACAAUUGACCUAUGCACCAUUAAUACAGUAAAACCAAAGGAAGAGAUAAGGAAAGACUCCAGAGGACUGCUUAUCAAACAAGAGUGGAAAGAUGGGGGGGUUUUGUCCAGCUCCCAGAAAGAUGGCAUUAGAGGCAAGACUACAAGAAACUACAGGUCUGCUUUGAAAUGACAGCAGCACGUUUAAACGAGGGAGCAGAGGAGAGUAAGCAUUACAGGGGAAGCACCGGGCUCUGAAGAGCCCAGUAAAAACAGUCUGAGGCAGGGAGGGUGUUACGUUUUUUGACAAAAAGAAAAAAACAAACCCCCUGAAUAUAAUUUAGAUGAAAGACUGUUGCCUGAAAACCACAAGCCUCACAAAAUCCAGUCCAUGCUUGGAGAGUGAUGAAUUUUCCACUAGGACAAACAGAAAUCACGGAAGGUGGAGACUGUGCCUUGGUGCUAAAAGCCGGAUUAAACAAAAAAGAAAGCCAAGCUGGUGUCACAUAAGGCUGGGGGGAGUUGUGAGAGCCAACGCGGACCAGGCGCCGGCAGCUGUAGAAAGCCCCUCUCUCUCCCGUUUCGCUUCAAGAUGGGGGAAGGCGCCCCCCCGCCCGCAGGGCGCAGCAGGACCCGACGGCGCACACAACUUCACUUCUGCAGCCCCUGAAGCCGCCUCUGGGCUGGCGGCGGCGAGGAGGAGGAGGAGGGAAGCCGAGUCGUUUAGGACCCAGCAGGCAGUGGCAGGCGGCAGCCGUGUGUCUCGCUCAGACUAAGAGGGUCCAGUUUUAAUUCCGUCUCUAAUCUCCGCCUCAGACAGACGGCCGCGCUCGCCCGCGGCCCGCGCGCCCGCCAUGGGGAGCCGCGGCGGAGAAGCGGCCCCGGCGGCGCGAGCUUGAGGGCUGGCGACACCCGCGAGCGCGAGAUGAAGACCCUGGUGCGCCACGGGCUGGCGGUGUGCUUGGCGCUCACCACCAUGUGCACCAGCGUCCUGCUCGUGUACAGCAGCAUCGGCGGCGGCGGCGGCCAGAAGGAGCCGGGCCAGCGGCGGCAGCAGGUGGCGGUGGCGGCCUCGGGCCGGCCGGAGAAGCUGCAGCAGCAGCAGCUGGAGCUGGGCAGUGGCCCGCGGCGCCCGGCGCUGCCGGCGGGGACGGGGCUCCUCGAUGGCUACAUCAGCGUCCUGGCCCACAAGCCUUUAAAAAUGCACUGCAAGAGUUGUGCGCUAGUAACCAGUUCUGGACACCUCCUGGGAAGCAAACAGGGCAACAAAAUUGACCAGACUGAGUGUGUCAUACGAAUGAAUGAUGCGCCCACUCGAGGUUAUGGAAAAGAUGUUGGAAACAAAACUAGCCUUCGAGUCAUUGCGCACUCUAGUAUCCAGAGAAUUCUACGAAAUCGCAAUGAACUGUUAAAUAUGAGCCAAGGUACUGUGUUUAUCUUCUGGGGUCCCAGCAGCUACAUGAGGAGAGAUGGAAAAGGUUUGGUUUACAAUAAUCUGCAACUGAUGAACCAAAUACUACCUCAGUUAAAAGUAUAUAUGAUUUCUCGGCACAAGAUGCUUCAGUUUGAUGACCUCUUCAAGCGGGAAACUGGCAAAGACAGGAAGAUAUCCAACACUUGGCUUAGCACGGGAUGGUUCACGAUGAGUAUCGCAGUUGAGCUCUGUGACAGGAUAAAUGUUUAUGGCAUGGUGCCGCCGGAUUUCUGCAGGGAUCCUAAUCAUCUUUCAGUACCUUAUCAUUAUUAUGAACCUUUUGGACCUGAUGAAUGUACAAUGUACAUUUCACAUGAGCGGGGACGAAAGGGCAGUCAUCAUCGUUUUAUCACAGAGAAACGAGUAUUUGAGAACUGGGCACGGACCUACAACAUUCACUUUUUUCAACCAGACUGGAAACCCGAAUCACUUACUAUAAAUCAGCCUGAGAUUAAACCGGUGUUUUGAGGAAUGAAUGCACAAGACUGCAAUCACAAUCAUCUACUGUACCAGGCUUCAGGGUACUGAACCUCUGCUAACAGCAAACCAGCCUAAAAGAGAAAGGUUAACAGGAAUUGUGGAUGAAAAUGCUACAAUAUUCAGGAAGUUACUGUGAAAGAAUACUUAAAAGGACAUUUUGUAUCAAAGUGUAUCUUAAUCCAAUAUACUGUAUAAAUUGUCCAGCUAUCUGACUUCCUGUACGUGUAUGUGAUUUGUAAAAAGCAACCUGAACAUCAUUAAUAAGAUAUUUAAUUCAUUAUUGUUUUUUAAGGUACAAUGCCCCUGAAUUUUCAUAGUGUAAACUUAUAGUACUUAUUUAAUAGAGGUUUUUAUGCAACCUAGGCCAGUAUUUUUCUAAUUCACAAUUAUGUGGUGAUUUACCUUUCAUAAUCCCUCAACUCCCAAAUUAAUAUUGCUGAUGGUUUAGAAAGGCCUAGCUUCUUAUUUAGAAGUUUUCUCUUUGAAAAAUAUGAUUCUAUCUAGCAUGUAAUUAAUAUUUGAUCUGGAAAUGUUGCAUUUCUUUUUAAAUGACUCCAGCAUGGAGUCAUUAACAGCAAGAACAUUCCCAUGUGAAGGUCUAGUUAAGACUCUACAUUCUUACAGCUCAUGUUACUAUGAAAAUGGCAAAGAAAAUUCCUUUUGAUGUAAAUGUACAUGUGCAGCUAUAACAUCAGGCUUCUCUUUUUUUUUAACUGGAUGGGGGAGCGGCAAGGCAAGGUCUACUGCAUUAUGUUCUUAGUCCUCAUCACCAUCUGUGGCAUUGUAUAAAUAAUCAAGAAAUGAGAGGAGUCAAUGUUGGAGGUCUAAGAGCUUUCUUAAGACAGCCAGAAGUGGAUUCAAAAUAUGUGAUCAGGUGCCUUCCCCUCCAGAAGACAGUGGUAUUUCUUACACAAUGAUCUCAGUCUACAUCAGCCAGAAGAAUAUAUAUAAGUUGUGUUUUAUCAGAUUGCCACGCCAAACUUACUGCAUUUCACUGUUUCAUUAACUUUACUGACUUUUUCCUUGUAGAUUCUGGAUUGCAUUAAAGUUAAGAACCUGAGUGAAUUGAGUUCUCUGGGUCUGAAAUGGUCCUGAUAAAGACAAAAAACUUGGUACUUUCUUCAUAAUGCACUCAAGAGGGCUAGUCCCAGCAAAUUGAAGUGGUAGACAUGAAUAGUUCUGUAUAUGGAAACUCACAUUGUGUCUUACUGGAUUAUAACUGGCUUCUGAAUAAAGAGGAUUUCAUUUGCAGUG